Electrophorus electricus (electric eel) is the source of this 1269-nucleotide messenger RNA. RefSeq names its product CD9 molecule b (gene cd9b). Gene Ontology annotation, cellular component: plasma membrane. Lineage: Eukaryota; Metazoa; Chordata; Actinopteri; Gymnotiformes; Gymnotidae. The record is from RefSeq and is a predicted model, not a curated record.
GUAUCAUUGGUUGGAUAUGUUUUUUCGCUUCAACUCGCAUCCUCAGGGAGGGGAAAAGGUGUAUAAAUAGAAAACCUGGUAUACCCUUGUUUCAUUUUUGUUAACGUUGUACUUGUUCUGCUCACCUAGCGUCUCAGAAACGUGACCAUGGGACUAGGAGGAGGUCUAAGUUUUUUCAAGUACAUGAUGUUUGCUUUCAAUUUCCUAUUUUGGCUUGCAGGUACGGCACUCCUAGCUAUUGCACUAUGGCUGCGUUUCGACAAGAGCACGUCAGAUCUUUUCCAAGUCUCAGGAUCACCUUCCACAUUCUUAACAGGUGUUUACCUCCUCAUUGUGGCUGCGGCCCUCAUGAUGGUGGUGGGUUUCCUGGGAUGCUGUGGCGCCAUUAAGGAGUCCCCACUCAUGCUCGGGCUGUUCUUCAUGUUCCUGUUCCUCAUAUUUAUAGGAGAAGUAGCUGCUGGAAUCUGGGCACUGUCCAAUAAAGACACGAUUGUGGAAGAAGUGAAAAACUUCUACACUGAAACUUACAACAAUUACCUGGCUACAAAGCAGGAGACCCUCAAGGAGGCUUUAAGGGUUUUCCAGUUUAGUCUUCAGUGCUGUGGUACUGGUGGAAUUAAUUUUGAUGGGGCCAGGGACACCUGUCCAAAGAAACAGGAUACGGAGCAGUUCGUCACCACGAGUUGCCCAGCUGCUAUAGAUGACCUGUUCAACUCCAAGUUGCAUAUAAUUGGAGGUGUGGGAAUUGGCAUUGGUGUGAUCAUGAUCUUUGGUAUGAUCUGCAGUAUGAUGCUGCUGUGUGCCAUCAAACGAACCCGAGACGUUGUGUAAGGAAGCUCAAAGGUCUGUCGCCACAGCUACCUGCCUGUGAGGGAUUUAGCUUUAAGGAAAGCCUGUGUUCCCUGUUAAAAACUGAUGCUUCAGCACUGAUUAAAAAUUAAAGCUCUGUUCUCUGAUGUAGCCUGACCAUGGUCUGAAAGUGACUUGACCAUUUAUAAUAUUGAGUAUUCUAUUGAUGUCAUGUUUUACCAUUUGUAUCAUUGUUUUACCAUUGGUAAUAGCUUGGGCUACUAAACACUUUUUUUAUUUUGUGUAUUUAUUUAUUUUUUUUCUUUCCGCUUAUGUACAUGAUCAUGUUUGGAUUUUAUUUUCACUGUUGUAACAAUUUAAUUUUGAUUCAUUAUUUUUAUCAAUAUAUUUCUCCAUACACACCCAUAUUAAUAUAUUGAAUAACGAAUUGAAAUGCUAAAUAAAGUUAUCUAAUAACUG